GCGCCGCUACCUGCUCUCUUGAAGGUCCUCAUUGCACUGCGUUUUUACGGAACGGGUUCCAUGCAAACUGUUGUAGGAGACCUUGUGUGUGUAUCCCAACCCUCUGUGUGCCGGUGUAUUUGGGAGGUGACACAGCUGAUAUGCCGACGUCUGUAUCCCAAGUACGUUCGGCUGCCAAACGCCAGUGAAGCGAGGUUAGUCAUGACAAGGUUCUAUUCAAUCGGAGGAUUCCCUGGGGUUACUGGGUGCAUCGAUUGUACUCAUAUACCCAUUAAAAGUCCCGGUGGAGACGACGCAGAAGUCUUCCGAAACAGGAAAGGAGUAUUCUCCAUAAAUGUGCAGGUGGUCUCAGGGCCCGAGCUUCAGUUUUUCGACGUCGUGGCAAGCUGGCCUGGCUCUGUCCACGAUAGUCGAAUUUUUACUAACAGCAGAGUAAGUGUCAUGUAUGAGCAGAAGGCAGUAACUGGCAUCCUCCUUGGCGAUCAAGGUUACGCAUGUUCGCCCUAUUUGAUGACCCCACUGAGGAACCCUCAAACAACUGCAGAGAAAAGGUACAACAGGAGUCACAUUAGAACGAGGAAUUCCAUUGAGCGAGCUUUUGGACUCUGGAAGAGACGUUUUGCAUGCCUCAGGACAAAGCUGGAAACGCUGACAGAGCGGACGGUUGCAAUUAUCACCGCAUGUGCAGCACUGCAUAACAUUGCUUGCACUUUGCGGGAACCCAACCCUAAUGUUGACGAGCCGGAGCCUGAAGGUGAAGGUGUGGCAUUGUGUGAACCUGACUCACCUCUGGGUACCCAACAUCGAAGGCACCUUAUCCAGCGUUGCUUCACAAGUGCCCAAAGUGAAGAUGACAGCGAUAUGGACACGGUGUAGAGCACGAAGGCGAGCCUCCAGCUCCGUCGAUAAUGCUGUGUCGACAGCAGCAAGACGACCACUUUGGCGACGGCGAACAACUGGCUCAGCUCCUGAGCCUUGGUCCAUGAAAGCAUCUUCUCUGUUUUGGCUGCCCGAUGGCCUUGAGGUUGCUGUUUCUGCAGGCAGCCCACCACUGCUGAGAGGAGGUGCUGGCGAGCACUGCUGUGAUGUAGCCUCGGCAAACCCACCUGCCUGGCUAAGGUUACUAUUCAUCCCGAACUCUGCAAGUAACAGUGUUCAUAAAAGUUUCACAGUGCUUUAAAAAGAACAAAUAAACGGUUCACCACAAAACAAA
Dermacentor andersoni is the source of this 1213-nucleotide messenger RNA. The record is from RefSeq and is a predicted model, not a curated record. NCBI's taxonomy places the organism in Eukaryota, Metazoa, Arthropoda, Arachnida, Ixodida, Ixodidae.